Molecule: messenger RNA, 2496 nt
Organism: Colias croceus (clouded yellow)
Lineage: Eukaryota; Metazoa; Arthropoda; Insecta; Lepidoptera; Pieridae
Exons: 3
Coding region: 69-2450 (793 amino acids)
Source: RefSeq, a predicted model, not a curated record
UUAUAAUUCUUCACAGUCAAUUUAUUGCUGUAUAAAUUGUAAUAUGUAAAUAAUCUGUGCCAGUCACGAUGAAGGUGUUUAUAUUUUUCUUAGUUGUGUACGCGGCUGCUUGCUUUGCUGAAAUUCAGAACACCAGUGCUGAAAAUGCGUCAACAAGUGCAGAAACAAAAAGAACGAGACGGGUGAUAUCCCGUAUUUUUACCCGCCCUCACCCCGCACCGCGUACACAAACAUCCAAAUUAUUAGACCUCAUUAGAAUACCGACUGAAGACGGGGUUAAAAGUUUACAAUAUAGUACUGAAGAACACGGCAAUUAUGGUUCAAGCGAAAAAGCAUAUUUUAUACCUUAUAAAGCAUCACACUCACAGAAUACACAGGAAAAUGGAUUAAGCGCAGAAGCACACAUUCAAUCUCAUAAAACACCUUAUAUACAAGUUACACAUGGUACAGAAACGAGUGGUAAUAGCGAUGAAAUAGCAUAUGUUGCACCAUACAAAGGCAUUCAUAUUAGUGGCAGUGGCGAGUCACAAAAUGUUCCAAAUGAUGAUGAGUAUGCAGCAAAACAUGAAACCGACCUUAGUGGAGAAGCCUUGCUCAAAAUACUGCAAGAAUACAAUAUGCCUCAUUUGGAUGGAGCCAGUAAAAAACUCCGUAAAGGAAAACUAAUAUUAUAUUAUGACGACGAUGAUAAGCGGAAUAGUCCUAAAGAAGUAAUUAUCAAUAAUGUUCCAAAAGAAACAGAAUCCAUUUACAACAUAAAUACCAUUUAUAAGGAUGUCCUUGAGUUAUUCACGAAGUAUGGUGUGACGCCAGGUAUUUAUUAUAAAAUUCUUCAAAAUGCUAUGGUUAAAGGGAAUUUUGAAACAGGCAAUAAUGAAAAUAUUAUCCAACUUUUAAAAGCUUUAAAUAAAUAUGCGAAUAAUAGUGCACAUGAUGAUAUUCUUCACGACAUUAAGGCUAUCGUAGCAAGAAAUAACAAAUCAAAAGGUCAUCAAGAACAACAAAAAGAGUAUAUUGAUGUAAAUCGCCAUCAAAUAGUUGAGAAUGACGUUGAUGUUGAAGAUAUAAUUAAUAGAGUUCUAAAUCACAAGACGCAAGUCGAUAUUGAAAACAGUGAAACGGAUAUAGAAGGAUCGAUUGAGAUGCCAAAAUACAUAUAUAAUGAAAUUUUGCAAACAAUUCAGAGAGAUGAUCCAAAAAAGCUAGAAACAGUGAAAAUGAAUAAUAUGGACGAACUGGAUCGCUGGAUAGAUCUACUCAAUGAUUCUGCUUUUAACAUUAAAGGAAAACCAUUGACUGAACAAGAAGAUAACGACGUUAAGAGUAUAGGAGUAGAAAAACGUCAGGGUCACAUUAUACCUAUUACGAUUAAACCUUAUGGAAAAUACACAAAAGUAGCUGAACACAAAAUUUUAGAAGAAGUGACAGAUGAAAUGAACCAUCAUAAUUAUGAAAAUUCACUUGAACCACAAAUAGGAGAUUUGGCUAGUGCCGAAGUACCAAUAUCAUUAGGUACACACGCACAUAGAAUUUUUAUGAACACUCAAAGUAAUGAAGGCAAACCCAAGCUUCAUCUAUCAAUGAAUAACAAUAUACAUAGAACUCCUUCGACGAAACAUCGACCAACAAACAGAAAUAAUUCAAGACAUGGUUUAUAUGAAACAGACGUAAUAACACUUAAAAAAUUGAUCAAUUACGUAAUAGAUGACAUAUCUCACAUAGAUAAAUUACCACCUAUUUUAUCUAAUAAACCUAUUGAUGAAUAUAUCAAAUACAAUAAAGCUAAACCAUUCUUAAUUUACGUGAUAUUCCAAAACCACAACGAAGACUUUGAUAAUGAGAAACCAAAUAUUGAUGAUAGCGAUGACAUUUUAAAUAAUCUAAACCUUUCACAAGAGGACGAUGAUGAGGAUACUUCAGAUGAAUAUAGAAGAUCGCACCUUAGUCUUAUUAUUGAAGAAACUUUAAGUCAAAUUAACGGAGAUUUCCAAAAUAAGCAUUUAGAUAAAACGAAGCUAAACAAAUUGAAGUUGAUUAUAGCCCAAAUAUUGAGUAUGACGUACAAACCAGUGACUAGGCAAUUGAUUACUCAAAUCGUCCGUGACCUUUUGAGCGGCAAAUAUAAUAGUUUCCUUGACACAAUUUUCGACAAAAUAGAGCCAAAUAAUAAUGAUAAUAUAGAUGAGGAAAUUAUAACAAGCGACGCUUUCCGACUUUCCAUAAAAACAGCAACAGAUAAACUUAUAAAGAAUGUGUAUGAGACCCUAAUCGCGCUUCGAAGGAGAAACGUGUCGCAAAUACGAAUAAGAACGAUAAUAAAGGAAUUGAUUGAACAAGGAAUGUUGAAAAUAACAGCUCAAAGUUUGAAAAUUUGUUCAACAAAAGUGCAAAGCCAAAUUGAUCUGGGCAUUAAAACGGCAUUACAGAAGUAUAAAGUGUCCCUGCAGUAAUACUUGCGCUUAAGAUAUUUUGCAUUAAAUUUUUUCUAUUUCAAAA